Vigna unguiculata (cowpea) is the source of this 1961-nucleotide messenger RNA. RefSeq names its product putative galacturonosyltransferase 15. NCBI's taxonomy places the organism in Eukaryota, Viridiplantae, Streptophyta, Magnoliopsida, Fabales, Fabaceae. Gene Ontology annotation, molecular function: polygalacturonate 4-alpha-galacturonosyltransferase activity. The record is from RefSeq and is a predicted model, not a curated record.
UUUUCGCAUUUUCCACUCGCUUUCUAGUUCUCUCUGUCUGCAACUACUACUAUUCUCUUAGCCCUACGAACUCAACCUCAUUUCAUUUCGAUUCUAUUCGAUUCGAUUCAAUAUCCUCUUUUCGUUGUCCUCCUCACAGAAAAAAGUGAUCGAAACCGUGAAAUCACGCAAAUGCAACACGCGGAUCUCCUUGUGAGUGUAAGUGGCUCAGAUCUGGUGCGGAUUUGAUAUCGGAGGAACUCAGGGAAGAGAAAAAAGUUAGGUAGAGGCGAAUGGAAUUCGGAAGAUGAAGUUCUAUGUAUCUGCGAAGGAGAUAAAAAGAGUUGUCGCUGUUACCAAAUCCGCCGGAAAGACAACUGCUCCUGCCGACACCAUCGUCGGUCGCCGGGUUUCCAACCGGACGGUGGUGGCUCUCGGAAUCGUGUUGCUGCUGGGAUUUGUGAGAGUAGCUGUUUUGGUGGUGGAAUCUUCUGCGGCGUGCUCCACCUUUGAUUGCGUGGGAUCGACAUUUUUCGGCGGAGGUGACGCCAAUCUGAAACUGAGAGAAGAGUUGACGAGAGCACUGACAGAGGCAAAUGAUGGUAAUAACGCAAAUGAAGGAGGAACUCUGUCAUUUAACGAGCUUGUCAAAGUGUUGGCGUCCAAACAAGACCUUAAGGCAUUUGCUUUCAAGACCAAAGCCACGCUAUCACAGAUGGAACGUGAGGUGCAAUCAGCCAGAAAGAAGGAAUCACUUAAUUGGCACAUAGCGUCACACGGAGUUCCCAAAGGUUUGCACUGUCUUUGUCUGAAGCUGGCUGAAGAAUACACUGUAAACGCCAUGGCCAGAUCUCGUCUACCUUCUCCUCUACAUGUCUCUCGUCUUGUUGACCCUACCCUUCACCACAUAGUUCUCCUAACAGACAACGUUCUUGCAGCUUCAGUUGUUGUAGCUUCCACCGUCGAAAACUCAGCCAACCCUGGAAGAUUCGUCUUUCACGUUGUCACCGACAAGAAAACUUAUACUCCCAUGCACACCUGGUUUGCCAUCAACUCUAUUAACUCAGCAGUUGUUGAGGUUAGAGGGUUACACCAAUAUGAUUGGUCUAAAGAAGUGAAUGAUGGUGUCACAGAGAUGCUGGAAACUAAUGACUUAAUUUGGAAGCACUACUACAACAACUACAAAGAGAAAGAGCUUGAGGAUAAUGAAGAGGAUAACAGAUAUUUAGAAGCUUUAACGCCAAGUACCCUUUCCUUGUUGAAUCAUCUCCGUUUCUAUAUCCCUGAGUUGUUUCCAGAUCUGAACAAGGUUGUAGUGGUGGACGAUGAUGUUGUGGUACAGAAGGACAUAUCUUUUUUGUGGGAAGUAGAUCUUAAUGGCAAAGUGAGUGGUUCGGUGUUCAAGUCAUGGUGUGAGAACAGUUGCUGCCAUGGAAACAAAUACGUCAACUUCUUGAACUUUUCACAUCCUAUCAUAUCAUCCAAUUUUGACUGCGACAAGUGUGCAUGGCUCUUUGGCGUGAAUAUAUUUGAUCUUGAAGCUUGGAGGAGAUCAGAUAUUACUAAUACUUACCAUUACUGGUUGAAACUUAACAUGAAGUCUGGGUUGACAUUGUGGAAUCCUGGAGUUGUUGCACCUGCUUUGAUUGCUUUUGAGGGUGAAGUGCAGCCCGUAGAUUCCUCAUGGCUCGUCACUGAUUUGGGUUAUGAGCAUCGAUCAGAAGAAGAAAUGAGCAAUAGCUUAGAGAGAGUGGAAGGUGCUGCUGUUGUUCAUUUCAAUGGCCCAGCAAAGCCGUGGCUCGAAAUUGGUUUACCCGAGGUUCGAACUUUAUGGAAUAGAUACGUAAAUUUCUCCCAUAACUUUAUUAGGAAAUGUAGCAUUAUAGAGUGAAGAAAUUACACAUCCAAAGUUGAUGUUCAGAUACAACCGAUAAUCAUUAUUAGAACUUUUCAUAGCUGUGGGACUUUUACUAAUAUUUUGU